Molecule: messenger RNA, 1269 nt
Organism: Fibroporia radiculosa
Lineage: Eukaryota; Fungi; Basidiomycota; Agaricomycetes; Polyporales; Fibroporiaceae
Exons: 8
Coding region: 1-1269 (422 amino acids)
Biological process (GO): base-excision repair, AP site formation
Molecular function (GO): mismatch base pair DNA N-glycosylase activity
Source: RefSeq, a predicted model, not a curated record
AUGGCGGUAAUUCCAACAGAUUCACCCUAUGGCACAAACACGGACGACACGAACGCGGACAAGAUGAACGCAGACGACUUGGAUGCGGAUGACGUGGACGCGGAACAGACGGAUGUGGACGACGUGGAUGUGGAGAACAUAGACACGGAGAAGGAGGAUACAGCAAACCUGAAGGGUUUCAGUGCAAUGAUAGCUUCGUUUACUUUCUCACCAACUCAAGCUGCAGCAAGGAGAUCACCUCGAUUCAGCUCAAUCCAGACUCAGGUCGAGGACAUCCUCCCAUUAACUCAGGAUUUUAAGCGGCGCAAGCCCCGCCGCGAGCUCGAUACUGCAAGACUCGUCAAACCCAGGUUCACUGAGAUGCCGAAGGAAGAAGGUCUGGGUGCGACCAAGGCGCAAAAGGCGAAGGUAACGCUGAAAGCGAAGGUUAAGCGUAGUUACGCUCCUCCGGAAACAUACGCUCACCUUCAACCGUUACCGGACUACCUCAAGGAGGGGCUUGAUAUCUUGUUCUGUGGUAUCAAUCCUUCUGUAAAAUCCGCCACAGCAGGACAUCAUUAUGCUAAUCCGACAAAUCACUUCUGGCGCUGUCUCCAUCGCUCGGGUACUGACAAUGACACUGGCCCUGGCUUGACUCCCGCAGAGCAAGCAUUACCUCCUUCGGAAGACCACACACUUCCGGAGAGGUUCAACCUCGGCAUGACAAAUAUCGUAGACCGACCGAGCGCAGAGGCAAAUGAGUUGUCUCCAGCCGAGAUGCGGGCGGGGGUUCCCGUGCUGCUGUCCAAGAUCACCCGCUUCCGCCCACGCAUCGUCUGUUUCGUCGGAAGGUCGAUAUGGGAGGCCUUCUAUCGCGUGCUCGUGGGUCCACCCAGCUCCCGGAGCCAGCCCGCCACGUCCAUCGGCGACGAGACUGAAGGGUUGUCCGGUGGAGCGUCAAACGCGCGCGCGGAAGCCUCAGAAGCACCAAGUGGGAAGACAAAGAAAGCGAGGCCGAAAGAAUUGAAGAGACGGUCGCCCACCUCGAAAGCGGCGCGCUUCGACUUUGGCAUUCAACCAUACAAAGUUGUACACCCAGACAACGACAAUUUCACGAUACGUGAGACACUCUUUUUCGUCCUCCCGAGUACGUCUGGAAGGGUAGUACGGUACCAGUUGGCCGACAAAAUUGCCAUGUGUGCAAACCUGAAGCAACGACUUGAAGCACUGACAGCUGGAUCAUAUAGCACAACUGCCAUGACCGUAAUCCCAGUCGUGCUAAAUGAAUAA